Xylona heveae TC161 is the source of this 369-nucleotide messenger RNA. RefSeq lists its product as hypothetical. The transcript is spliced from 2 exons. Bases 70 to 330 code for a protein of 86 amino acids. The record is from RefSeq and is a predicted model, not a curated record. NCBI's taxonomy places the organism in Eukaryota, Fungi, Ascomycota, Xylonomycetes, Xylonales, Xylonaceae.
AGAAAAGGAAAUCAAUCAAAUCGUCGUCGAACGUCGUCGGAGUAAGGGUCCGACAAAUUAUAAUACCUUAUGUUUUUUUUUUGUCUCUUUGUCUCUUUUCCCCCCUUCCCUUCCCUUUUCGAGACUUCCCCUCUCGAGAUUUCAGUAGGUCACAACAAAUUCCGGUACGAAGGAGGUCACAACAUAGAGCAAACGUACAGAGUAUCGGGCCCUACGAUCAACGAUCAACGAUCAACGAUCUGGGACUCACCCGACUCACCGCCCGAGUCCCCUGCGCUGAUGCAGUCCAGACUCCGCAUACUCCGUACUCCGUACUACGUACUCCGGUAGCCAGGAUUUCGGUUGGGCCUGGCUGGAUCCGAAUGAGGA